Messenger RNA from Sporothrix brasiliensis 5110, 918 nucleotides. RefSeq lists its product as uncharacterized. The record is from RefSeq and is a predicted model, not a curated record. Bases 1 to 918 code for a protein of 305 amino acids. The transcript has 2 exons. Lineage: Eukaryota; Fungi; Ascomycota; Sordariomycetes; Ophiostomatales; Ophiostomataceae.
AUGGCGCCGCCGCCAGGACAGGAAAUCGGCAAUCUGGGGAGUUUGGCAGGACCGUCCUCAUCUUAUUUUGUGCCAAAUUACGACCCGUCUCUGCAGCACUCACCGUCGGAUCUGUCUGGGAAUCCUUACAUUGAGCAAACAGGUGACGCAACAGUAGCCGCAGACACGGAAAAUGGUGAUCCCAACUCUAGUCCCGACCCAGCAUCGCCAGGACAGGAGCUGGCGGCAGCACUGCACCCACAGCACUCGCCCUUCGUCUACCAGAUGGCCGAGACAAACCCAUAUACAGCUCAAGUUGCAGAAGCAUCCAACGUGCAGCGACAGACACCCGUAAAGCCGAUGGGGCCGCCGUCUCAAACCUCCUCACGCAAAUCACGACAGGGAGCGUCGAAGAAGAAUGGAUCACAGUCUGAGAAACGUGCACUGCCGCCCCUCCAGCCGGCUCCGCACCGUGGGUCUCAGCAUGUUGACCCGGCGCCGAGCUUGCCUUCAGUGAAUCUGGCGCCGAGUUCUCUCCACCCACAGCUGCCGCAGGGUGCACACGGGGCGGCAUAUUCACCAAAUGUCCCGCAACAAGCGCACAGAGGUCAAGGGGGCUACUACGGACAGCACGGACACUACGGCCAUUAUGGACACACCGCCGGACCACCCAUGUCCGGGUCGGCCGGGGGGGCGCACAUAGCAAACACUCGUUACACAGAGUCCGGCCAUAGCCAGGCUUCGGAGUACUACGACAGAGUGCCGUGGGUGGCGGGGGCCGUGCGACAGGGACCUGCAGGAGUAUCGCUGCCGCCGAUGGAGACGCAGCCGUAUGAUGCCAUGCCGUCGACGAGGUCGCAGGCGAACGGUGCUGGUUAUUACAACCCCCAACAUGGAUACGGGGGUCCGCACCGCGAAGAUUACCGUUCUCACCAAUAA